GGUCACGACAGUGGUGGGAUAAAUAAUCAUAGUAAAUUUGUUUGUCAAGACGAAUCAUUUACUUUGUGAAGGCAACUGCUUCCGAUUCAAGCAUAUUCUUUGUUAAAAGGAAGAGAGCAAAAUGUCAGGAAAAGAUCGGAUCGACAUAUUCCCUUCGAGAAUGGCCCAGACCAUUAUGAAGGCACGUCUGAAAGGAGCACAAACUGGACGUAAUUUGCUUAAGAAGAAAGCUGAUGCCCUCUCAAUGCGUUUCCGUCAGAUUCUUAGGAAAAUUAUUGAGACCAAAACCUUGAUGGGAGAAGUGAUGAGAGAAGCAGCCUUUUCUUUAGCUGAAGCCAAAUUUGCUGCUGGAGACUUUAGCACUACGGUUAUCCAGAACGUGAAUAAGGCCCAAGUUAAGGUUCGAGCAAAAAGGGACAAUGUAGCAGGGGUCACUCUUCCUGUGUUUGAGCACUACCAAGAGGGAGGGGACAGCUAUGAGUUGACUGGUCUGGCCAGGGGUGGUGAGCAGUUGUCCAGGCUGAAGAGGAACUAUGCCAAAGCUGUGGAGCUGCUGGUGGAGUUGGCCUCCCUACAGACCUCCUUCGUCACAUUGGAUGAAGCUAUUAAGAUCACCAAUCGCCGUGUGAAUGCCAUUGAGCAUGUGAUCAUUCCAAGAAUUGAGCGCACUCUGACUUACAUCAUCACAGAGCUGGAUGAGAGGGAAAGAGAGGAGUUCUAUAGACUGAAGAAAAUUCAGGAGAAGAAGAAGCAGCUUCGUGAGAGGACGGAAAAAGAGAUCGCCCAGCGUCUGGCUAAGCUGGGCCCCAUCAGCGAGCCGGCCAACAUGCUGACGGAGGAGGCGGACGAGGACCUGCUGUUUGAAUGAGGCCUUUCCCGCUCUCGUCCCGGAUGCCAACCGCGCAUCCUUCUUUUUAUUUAUUCUCUGUGCCUCAGAGGCCGUGUCGACCAUGUCUUGUGCAAAGAUGAUGCUCUUGUUUUGUGUAUAUGUUGGUGCUGUUAUGGGUUUUUU
Molecule: messenger RNA, 1012 nt
Organism: Chanos chanos (milkfish)
Lineage: Eukaryota; Metazoa; Chordata; Actinopteri; Gonorynchiformes; Chanidae
Gene: atp6v1d
Product: ATPase H+ transporting V1 subunit D
Exons: 9
Coding region: 122-868 (248 amino acids)
Molecular function (GO): proton-transporting ATPase activity, rotational mechanism
Source: RefSeq, a predicted model, not a curated record